Eremothecium cymbalariae DBVPG#7215 is the source of this 729-nucleotide messenger RNA. RefSeq names its product Fmp10p (gene FMP10). NCBI's taxonomy places the organism in Eukaryota, Fungi, Ascomycota, Saccharomycetes, Saccharomycetales, Saccharomycetaceae. The record is from RefSeq and is a predicted model, not a curated record. The coding region runs from base 1 to 729 and encodes 242 amino acids. The transcript has a single exon.
AUGAAACUCCACAACCCCAUGAUUGGUAGUAAAUUAGCUACAUUAAUCUUCAAGAGGACUUUAUUUGCCGAGAGGCAGUUUGUGGUAAAGAACCCGAAGCCCUCCAGGAAGUAUAUUGGCUACGGUAUCUUUGGUGCUGCGUUUGGCCUGGGUUGGUUUGCGACACAGCACAUGUCGUAUAGUGAUGUGAUAGCAUCCUGUAUGUUCGAUAAGUUACCAGCAGAUGAUGAGAAGGUUAAGAAUUAUCAGGCCAUGUUGUUGCAUCGUGCCAAUAACUUGCCAAUUACAAAGCAGCUGGUUGAAAACGGCUAUAUUCAAGUAUACCCGGAAACAACAGACAUCCUGCUUAACAAAACAUUGAGAGUUCCUGGUGGAAUAUCUAUCGACCCACUCUACUUCUAUAAUCCGAAGUUAAAAUCAACAGUUGGUGUUUAUCAUGUGGGUAUGAAGUUAACGGGCUACCCAUUUCUAAUCCACGGGGGUAUUUUGGCAACUUUGUUAAGUGAUAUAAUGAAGGAAGCCGUUAAAUUUACCUUUUCAUCAAAUGCUCAAAUGAUGGAUAAUUUGGACGUUGCCUACAAGUUCCCAACGUUUGCAAACCAGUUUGUUAUUGUAAGAACUACGGAAAUAGAGCAACAUGGCAAAACUGUCAAACUGAAAUCAACAAUUUUAGAUCAAAGCGGCGAGCGUACCUUGGUAAACGGCAAGGGAGCUUUCUCUCUGAAAUAA